CCGAUCCCGAUCCCGGUCCCGGUCCCGCUCCCAUCCCGCUCCGCUCCGGCCCGGCAGCACCAUGAGGGAGAUCGUCCACAUCCAGGCGGGGCAAUGCGGCAACCAGAUCGGCGCCAAGUUCUGGGAGGUGAUCAGCGACGAGCACGGCAUCGACCCCAGCGGCAACUACGUGGGCGACUCCGACCUGCAGCUGGAGCGCAUCAGCGUCUACUACAAUGAGGCCUCCUCUCACAAGUACGUGCCUCGCGCCAUCCUGGUGGACCUGGAGCCGGGGACGAUGGACAGCGUGCGCUCGGGCGCCUUCGGCCACCUCUUCCGCCCCGACAACUUCAUCUUCGGGCAGAGCGGGGCUGGGAACAACUGGGCCAAGGGGCACUACACAGAGGGGGCCGAGCUGGUGGACUCGGUGCUGGACGUGGUACGGAAGGAGUGCGAGAACUGCGACUGCCUGCAAGGCUUCCAGCUGACCCACUCGCUGGGCGGCGGCACCGGCUCCGGCAUGGGCACCCUCCUCAUCAGCAAGGUGCGAGAGGAGUAUCCCGACCGCAUCAUGAACACUUUCAGCGUGGUGCCGUCCCCCAAGGUGUCGGACACGGUGGUGGAGCCCUACAACGCCACGCUCUCCAUCCACCAGCUGGUGGAGAACACGGAUGAGACCUACUGCAUCGAUAACGAAGCUCUCUACGACAUCUGCUUCCGCACCCUCAAGCUGGCCACCCCCACCUACGGUGACCUCAACCACCUCGUCUCGGCCACCAUGAGCGGCGUCACCACCUCCCUCCGCUUCCCCGGUCAACUCAACGCCGACCUCCGCAAGCUGGCCGUCAACAUGGUGCCCUUCCCGCGUCUCCACUUCUUCAUGCCGGGCUUCGCCCCGCUGACGGCCCGCGGCAGCCAGCAGUACCGCGCCCUCACCGUCCCCGAGCUCACCCAGCAGAUGUUCGACGCCAAGAACAUGAUGGCCGCCUGCGACCCCCGCCACGGCCGCUACCUCACCGUGGCCACCGUCUUCCGGGGCCGCAUGUCCAUGAAGGAGGUGGACGAGCAGAUGUUGGCCAUCCAGAGCAAGAACAGCUCCUACUUCGUGGAGUGGAUCCCCAACAACGUCAAGGUGGCCGUCUGCGACAUCCCUCCCCGGGGGCUGAAGAUGUCCUCCACCUUCAUCGGCAACAGCACGGCCAUCCAGGAGCUCUUCAAGCGCAUCUCGGAGCAGUUCACGGCCAUGUUCCGCCGCAAGGCCUUCCUCCACUGGUACACGGGCGAGGGGAUGGACGAGAUGGAGUUCACCGAGGCCGAGAGCAACAUGAACGACCUGGUGUCCGAGUACCAGCAGUACCAGGACGCCACGGCCGAGGAGGAGGGCGAGAUGUACGAGGACGACGAGGAGGAGUCGGAGGCGCAGGGCGCCAAGUGAUGCCCGACGCCCCCCCCUGCCGCCCGCAGCCCCCCCCGGCUUCGCGCUGCUGCACCCCCUGGGCCCCGGCCGGGCUCCCCCCCCCCCCCGUGCGCCCCUUCGGUGUCUCCUGACCUCGUCCCCCCCCUGAGCCGGCUCGGCCCCCUGCCCCCCCACCCCGCCUCCCCCCUUUUCGUUUUUUACUGGUUCGUGUCUUAUUUUUUUUGAAUACUUAAUAAAUUUAUUGCUGUCCA
Molecule: messenger RNA, 1647 nt
Organism: Gymnogyps californianus (California condor)
Lineage: Eukaryota; Metazoa; Chordata; Aves; Accipitriformes; Cathartidae
Gene: TUBB3
Product: tubulin beta 3 class III
Exons: 4
Coding region: 62-1414 (450 amino acids)
Biological process (GO): microtubule cytoskeleton organization; axon guidance; mitotic cell cycle
Cellular component (GO): cytoplasm; microtubule
Molecular function (GO): structural constituent of cytoskeleton; GTPase activity; GTP binding
Source: RefSeq, a predicted model, not a curated record